ACAUCCAGAGCACUCUUCUGCACAGACUAAAGUAUUAUAAGCCUGUGUGUUUUUAUCUUUUAUUGUCUUCUUUCCCAGGCUCUUGCUCUACACUAAGAAAAACAUCAUAAUUCUGAAAUUCAGACUUCCGCCGUAGACAUAAGCUCUGCUUCUUCUCAGGAUAUACACAUAUACGCAACCCGUGAAGUUCAGACAUCUUCUCAAAAUCAGUAAUGCGUGAAGAGGGGGUAAUUUAUUCUAAUGUGCGACCUCAGCAAAGAAGGCGAAGGCCUGAAACUCGCCAAAGCAAAGAUCUUUCUUCUCCAUCUCCAUGGAAAAUUGUGGCAGUGAUUCUGUGGAUCAUUUGCCUCAUCCUGCUUCUGUCAGUAGGAGUUCUAGCUGCAAAGUUGAAUCAGAACUUAUUUCAAGCAGAAGAAUACCUGAAAAAUAUUUCUUCUAACAAGGAAGAAAAUGAAACAGUUUGGGAAUGUCCUAUUUGUCCAGUCAACUGGCAUCAGUAUGGAGAAAACUGUUACCAUGUUUCAAGAAAAGAGCUUCGUUGGAAAGAAUGUUCUCAACAUUGCAUUGAUUCAGGUUCAAGUUUUCUCAGAUUGGAUAUUGAAGAAGAGAUGAAUUUUGUAAAAAAUUUGUCAAAGAUGGAAUGUGGCUUAGAGCAAGAAAACUUUUGGAUCAGUUUAUAUUACAAUAACAAAAAACUGAUAUGGGUUUGGCUAGAUGGCACAGCUCUUACUUUGGACAAGCUUCAACUUCCAGAAAAUGAGAAUGUCAGUAAUAAAUGCAUGCUUAUAAAAUAUGGCCAGAUAAUUGCUGAAGACUGUCAAAAUACUGGCUAUUGUAUUUGUAAGAAGACACCAUAUUCAAAUGUGUUCAAAUAUAGUUAUUGAAAUGAAAAUCAUUUCGAAUAAACACUUGAAAUUUUUCAGUGUGAGGACUUCGACUAUAUGAACUAUGGUUAUAAUAAGAUGUUAUUAAACACUGAAGAUCAUAUAAGAUGAUUACUUUUUUAAACUUUAAUUCUCAGUAUGUAACAGGAUAAAUGUAAUAAACAAUAUAUUAGCAGCAAAAAUAAUACAAAGAAAGUAAGUAAUAACAAGUAAGUAAUAACAAAAUUUAUUUUCAUAGACCUAUUAAA
Oryctolagus cuniculus (rabbit) is the source of this 1132-nucleotide messenger RNA. RefSeq names its product natural killer cells antigen CD94. Gene Ontology annotation, biological process: cellular response to molecule of fungal origin. Gene Ontology annotation, molecular function: (1->3)-beta-D-glucan binding. The record is from RefSeq and is a predicted model, not a curated record. Lineage: Eukaryota; Metazoa; Chordata; Mammalia; Lagomorpha; Leporidae.